AUGCUGGUAAAGGAUUGCAAAGGAAAAUGCUGGCUUGUUCAUUUCCUCCUGCUGCAAAUAUUCUGGGAUGUGGUUUUGUGUCAGCUCCAUUAUAUCAUCCCUGAAGAAUCUAAACACGGCACAUUUGUUGGAAGAAUUGGUCAGGAUCUGGGUCUUCAGAUGAGUGAAAUUAAUUCCAGAAUGCUAAGGAUUGUCUCUAGAGAUGAGAAGCAAUAUUUCCAGGUAAAUUUGCAAAAUGGAAUUUUAUUUGUAAAGGAAAUUAUAGACAGGGAAGAGAUCUGUCCAGAUAUGCCUGUUUGUGUUAUAUCCCUACAAGUAAUUGUUGAUAACCCAGUGCAGAUGUACCGGGUAGAUGUAGAAAUUGAAGACAUUAAUGAUAACUAUCCAGUUUUCUUUGCAAAUGAAUACAUUGUUACAAUAUCAGAAUCAAGGCUUCCAGGAUCUCGAUUUUCAUUAGAGGGUGCAGUUGAUGCUGAUGUUGGCACUAAUUCUGUUACAAACUAUGAGCUCAGUACAAAUGAUUAUUUUAUAUUAGAAUUUACUAAAUAUAUACAACAGAUAAGAACACUAGAACUUGUGCUAAAGAAACCACUGGACAGAGAAAAAAUAUCAUUUCAUAAUUUGACUCUUAUUGCUUUUGAUGGGGGGAAACCAAAGUUAAGUGGCACCACUCAACUUUUGAUAACAGUGGAAGAUGCAAAUGAUAAUACUCCAACUUUUGACCAACCAUUUUACCAAUGCAGAGUGAUGGAAAAUGCUCCUAUAGGAACUUUUGUUUAUAAAUUAAAUGCAACAGAUCAGGAUCAAGGUAAAAAUGGGGAGAUUUCAUACGAUUUCAGCAAACUGGUCCCCGAACAAGUAAGAAAAAUCUUUAGCUUAAACAAAAACACUGGUGAAAUUACAGUGAAGGGAGAAGUGGACUUUGAAACAAGGAAUAUGUAUGAAAUUCAAAUUGAUGCAACUGAUAAUGGUGAAAGCCCCUUGGUUGGAUACUGUAAAGUUUUAAUUACCAUUGUAGAUGUCAAUGAUAACCCUCCUGAGCUGAUAGUUACUUCACUUUCUGUCCCUGUUCCUGAGGAUGCCCCACAAGGUACUACUGUUGCAAUCAUAAGUGUACAUGACAAAGAUUCAGGAGAAAACGGAAAAAUUAACUGUUAUAUUUCUGAACCUAGGACAUUCAAAAUAAUUCCAGCAUUUGCUGGGGACUUUUCUCUAACAGUGGAUGCACCAUUAGACAGAGAAACCAAAUCUGAAUAUGAAGUAGUAAUUACUGCAAAAGAUGAAGGAUCUCCAGUUCUCUCUGUUUCUAAAACAAUUAAAGUUGAGAUAAGUGAUGUGAAUGACAAUGCCCCUGGAUUUCUGGAAUCCGUUAACACAAUAUUUCUUAAAGAGAACAACCCACCAGGGUCUCAUAUCUACACUGUAUCAGCAUCCGAUCCAGACAUCAACCAGAACUCCUUUAUCACAUACUCUCUUAGUGAAAGUACAGUCAGUGGUGUCCCAUUAUCUUCAUUUAUCUCAAUUAAUCCAGAAAAUGGCAAUCUGUUUGCUUUACUUUCAUUUGACCAUGAGCAACUUACCUAUUUUCAAUGUGAAGUUAAAGCUACAGAUGCAGGUUUGCCUCCCCUUAGCAGUUAUCUUACUCUACAUAUUUUCAUUGUCGAUAUUAAUGAUAAUGCCCCAUAUUUUUCUCCGCUUUCUUCUGUAAGUGAAUUUACAGAAAUUAAGUCAUUAAAAUCAGCACACGCUGGUUCCUUGGUAACAAAGAUUACAGCAGUGGAUUUGGAUUCUGGAUACAAUGCUUGGAUAUCUUAUGAAUUUAAGAAACCUUUUGCAAGUUUACCAUUUCAAAUUUCUCAGAAGACUGGGGAAAUCAGAUUAACACGAUCUUUUAUGGAAUCAGAUGUUUAUGAAUUUAGACUUGUAGUUGUGGCUCAGGAUCAUGGAGAACCUUCAAUGUCGACAAUGAUGCCCAUUAUCAUUUCUUUGGUGGAUUCAGAAGAAGACCUUAAAGUAGAUCAUCAAAAUUCAAAUGAGAAAGAAGGUGAAUUCACUGAUGCAAAUGUUUAUUUGGUUAUAGCCAUUUGCUCGAUCUCAAGUGUAUUCCUUAUUACUUUAAUUGCAUUUACUGUUUUAAGAUGGCAAAAAUAUAGGGAUGAGGUAAAUGAACUUAAAGAGAGCUACAAGGUAUGCUCAAACACAGUUGGCAGUUGGAUAUAUUCCCAACAGAGUCAAUAUAAGUUAUACUUAAAUUCUCUCCAAAGGAACGAUUUGAUUGUGUUUACUCCUAAUUGCCCUCAGUCCUCAGAGAAUGAAAGAAAUUCAAAUGAGCCAGGAAAAGAAGCCAAAUCUUCUUUACAGGUGAGAUUAUAA
Molecule: messenger RNA, 2373 nt
Organism: Bombina bombina (fire-bellied toad)
Lineage: Eukaryota; Metazoa; Chordata; Amphibia; Anura; Bombinatoridae
Product: protocadherin alpha-6-like
Exons: 1
Coding region: 1-2373 (790 amino acids)
Biological process (GO): homophilic cell-cell adhesion
Cellular component (GO): plasma membrane
Molecular function (GO): calcium ion binding
Source: RefSeq, a predicted model, not a curated record